This is a messenger RNA of Homalodisca vitripennis (glassy-winged sharpshooter), 6105 nucleotides long. It is a transcript of the gene Mnt, whose product is annotated as max-binding protein MNT. Gene Ontology annotation, molecular function: protein dimerization activity; RNA polymerase II cis-regulatory region sequence-specific DNA binding; DNA-binding transcription factor activity, RNA polymerase II-specific. Bases 448 to 1632 code for a protein of 394 amino acids. The transcript has 8 exons. NCBI's taxonomy places the organism in Eukaryota, Metazoa, Arthropoda, Insecta, Hemiptera, Cicadellidae. The record is from RefSeq and is a predicted model, not a curated record. Gene Ontology annotation, biological process: regulation of transcription by RNA polymerase II.
CAUGCAUCGACUGUACUGGGCUGGGGGCUGGGUUGCUGUGCUCCGAGUGCUGAUGUGAUGUCGACCUAGCCUAGUAUGGAGUACACCGCCUGACAUGAGUACAAUUAGUACUCUACGAACGUGUAACCCGACAAUUAGUUAACGUGUUACUAUGUUUUAAAAGUUAUCCGAUUUCAAAUUAAAGUGAUUUUUAAAUAUGACGAUUGUCUUCCUAGUUCCAAGGCAACUGGUGUAGACGUAAGAAAUCGUCAUGUCGCGUAUAGUUAUAUGCGAUUAUAUUUGUUUAUAAAUGUAUCGAUGACGUGCGAAUUAUAUUUUUAAAAGUUAAUAAUGCCGUUCAGUUCCUAUUAAGAAUGGCAAAUUUAAUUAAAAUAUGUCAAAGUUAGUGGCUGUGAAUGAAACUGUAUAAUUUUAGUACAGGCAAAUCAAUUCGUGCACACACGAAGGAUGAGUAGUAGUGGCAGUAUACUAGCCAAUGGAGGAGGUUUGGAAGCGUUAUUAAAAGCAGCAAAAUUCGUUGAGGAGCAGGAAAAACAAAAAUUAAGAAGACAAUCUACUGUAAUCAGGCCUAAUGAAGAUGUGGUGGAAGGGCCGAGAUGUGAAGCAUUAAUAGCUGUUUGUCACAAUGGAGUCCACCCCCUCAACACCUCAAGCCGUGUUCCCACUCCUCCUCUACCUAGGCACGGGUCCAUCAUCCGAGAGGUUCACAACAAGCUGGAGAAAAAUCGCCGAGCCCAUCUCAAGGAGUGUUUUGAAACCCUCAAAAAGCAGUUGCCUUCAUCACCAGAUGAGAAGAAGACUUCAAAUCUCAGUAUUCUCCACAACGCUAUACGAUACAUAGCUGUGUUAAAGCGGAAAGAAAGAGAAUAUGAACAUGAGAUGGAAAAGCUUGCACGGGAGAAGAUUGCACAUCAACAAAAAUUGGUGACUCUCAAGAAAGAGCUGAGUGCACAGUGGGAACACAUUGACUUCAACACUCUACUCCCUGAGGUGGUGGAACCUGAGCCUAGGAGGAUUAGUGACUUGAUGAAUGGACGGGCAGCGGAGACAGGCAGUGAUGAGGACUUGGUCCGUACCAGCACACUGUACAGUAGCACUUCAAGUCUUUCCAGCGCCUCACCCCUCCACUCCGACUCUGUUACUCACCUUACUCAACAGGUGGUGAACAGUCCUGGACCUCCAAGCCUAUUGAUGAGUCCGAUUCCACAGUUGCUGCCAUCUACAACCAUCCGAAUGUUGCCCGCUGAUACACACUUUGUACAUUCUCACAUACCCACCACAGGCAUUGCAAUCCAGAAUGGAGUUCUCAACCAUAGCACGGUAACUCUCGCCACCAAACAUCCAGUCAGCACAGGUGAUGACGGGUCCAGUGUUGAAGAGCAUCAGUCAGGUGCCUCAGUUCCUGGUCAAGCCUGCCAUGGUGGUAGUCAGUGCGGCCGCAAACACUCCCAAUUGAUCAUAACCGGAUUCCAAAUAUUUAUAUUGUAUUAUUUAUUAAGCAGAGAGUCUAUGUACAUAAUAACUCCUAGAGUUUUAUAUGUCAUUGCGUCAAAUCUAGUUUUGAGGGUAUUUUUUAAUGUUUUACCCGUUAUAAUUGUUGUUAAUUGUAUUGUUGCAUGUCGAGGGUCCUGACUUACGAGAGGAACUGUGUCCAUUUUGUCUUUUUAUUACCCGUCCAAAUAUUUUAUUUUAUACUUUUGCUGUUAAACAGUUUUAUAAUAAGUCUGAAAUUUUACCUUAGGUAUUUGUAUAUUUAAAUUUAUGAAUAAUUUAUUACCGUGUAUUACUCGAAGUAAUUGAUGUACAGUGAGUGUGAAUGAGGAAAGGAGAGUGCGUGUGUGCAAUAAAGAGUGCGUAAUCUGUACAUAGUGUAAUUUAAUGCGUUUGUUUGGUGUUGUGUAGAUGGUCUGGACAAUCACAAGUGGCGCCUUACACGUGGUUUCAUGUUUGCUCAAUUUUCAUCUGUUUGUUUCAGUAAUAUUAGCACAGUAAGGGACUGAAAUAAGUCAUUCACUACAGUACAAUUGAAUUUAACUAACAGUUUAUUAUCUUCUAAAAAUCGGUUUUAAGAAUUACUAGGACUUUGGAUUGGAAUGCUAAGUGCGCAUCAUUCUACAUUGUUAUCGGUUUUUCCAAUAAUUUUAUUAUUGAAAUUUCAAAUAAAAAUGUUAUUAUUAAUCAUUAUAAUUUACUAAUUUUUGUGAUUAUUCAUGCCUCUUGGUAUUACCCAAGAAAGCUUAUAAUAUAUUUACAAAAUUUCAAGAAAUGACGCUGUUGAUAAAAAUAAGAAAAUGUAUUUUCCUGGUGAAACCAACACUCUUAUUAACUCUAAGAUUUAAGAGCUUUGAAUUGAAGUAAAAUUAAAACAAAUUGGAAGGAGACCAACAAUAUUGUUUUAUUUAUAAAUAGAUUAUUUUAGCUAGCUGCAGAAAUAUACACAUUGAAUGAUAAUAUUUCACAGUUGAAAACGUUCUUUUCAGAGCUAGGGAGAGUUCUUUAACAUGUGAGCACACACAUUGUCAAUGUGUUUUAAAACUAAUAACAAUGACUACGUACCUUGGUGAAACAGUUCAAAAUGUAGUCAUACACUGCUACAGUUUCAACUUUUAAUAAGUCAUAUUCUGGUGUCGGUGUCAAUAAAUAUUAAAAGCUAGGAUAAUUAAUCUGGAGUCGUUAUAGUUUAAAAUUCACGAACACGAGGAAUAAAUAAAUAAUGCGAGAAACACAACAUUUGAUAAGUCUAUCACACACGAAUAUUAAAUAUGAUAAACAUCAUGGCCGCCAGAAGACAGGACAACUGACACUAGGUAAUUCUAGUUCCUGGUGCAUCAAAGUUAUCAGCUGAUCAGUCGGUUGGCGAGACACUGUUGCGAUGGAGUAAUGUGUUGAACAAAAAUGUUUUUAAAAGUAAAAUAUUUUCACGUCAUCAGCAAAAAUUCACAGAGACCCAGCAAUUUGCUAAUGGUGCAUGCUGCGGCGUAGCUAAAUGAACCUACGACUUUGCAAGAUGUUGGGAUAAAAUUUAUGACAAAAUUAUAAGGAUAUUACUCAAGAAUAUCACAUUUAUUGAGGUAAGAUACCAAACAGUACUUAAAAAUAUAAUUAUAUUAAAAAGAUUUAUGUUAUCGGGGUGAGAGACAAUCUAACAAGAUGUGAGGAAAUUACUGCAAUGCGUGCCAUUACGGAAAUAAAUAAGUGGAUGUGCUUGCAUGUUAAAGAACUAAUAAAUUCGAAAUUCAUAUACAAAAACUUGGCAUUUUGGGAAGUAUAUAAAAAAAAAACAUUGUUUUUUACUAAUAGGACCCCAUAAACAAGUUUAGGAAUAUUGUAUUAAACAAUACAAUAUUACAUUGUAAUGGGCUUAAUAAGAAUACUCUGUUAAUUGCAAACAAGGUACUUAAAGAAGUAGAAUCUUGAAAUACUGAACUCAUUUGGAUUUUGAAAUUAGAUCAAUACUGAUGUCUAAUAUUAAUGUUACAAAAAUUAUACUAAGAAAUUAACCUAUAAUAGUAUUACAUGAAGAGUUCAGUUCUGCAUUAAUUGCCUGUGAUUAUCGAACUAAAAUCAUUAACUCUGGGUUAUUCUAAAACCAUUUUAAAACUUUUGUAUCAGCAAUAGUGAUUAUACCCCAUAGAUAUUUCUUUGUUCCUGAAAUUCCAAAUUGUGUCUUCUGUAACUCUAAUCACAAUUAUUUCCUUUGAAGUCCCUGUUUUAUUUGCUUCAUCUUGCAACAGUUUUGGUGUACACAGCUGUUAAAUCCACAGAAACUAGGUGUCUUAAUAAUUCUUCUUUUCCGAACCUAUGCAUGAAAUACUUGGGCAUUAAUGGUCACAUAAUGAAAACCAAACAAAGCUAUAAUAAAAAAUAAAGAAUUUAGAAAUUUAAUGUAAGUCGAUUAAAUUUAAGUAAUGCAAUUCAAUAUUUGAUUUGUUUUAAAUCUCAUUUUUGCAAAGUGAGCUAAUAAUUUAUAUAAUAAUUCUUCAUCUAACAUUGUAUAGAUUGUCGUUCUUUGUUAGGAAAGAGGUAUCAUGUAGUAGAUCAUGUAUAUAAUUUAUUUAAUGUACAUGACUCUUUGAUAAUACCAUAUUAUCCUACAUUGAACUCUUUAGAUAAGAGUAACAUCAAUCAGACAUUAAAAAGACAAUGUUUAUGUUUUAAAUUAAAAUAUAGCAAAAUUAAGUUUGGAUGAUUUUUGCUCUUAAUAAAUUAAUUAUGUCAAUCCACAAAUAGAUUUAACGUGAGUUUUUACUAUUUACUUUCUAGAAAUGAAUAAAAUAAUUUUAAGGUAAACAAAUAACGAUUUUAUUGGGUGUUUCUCUUUAAGGUUUAUAUUAAGAAAUGUAUUUUAGCAGACCAAUCAUCAUCAUCAGAGGUUAUAACUCAUUUUUAAAUCAGUAAAUUAUGAAUCAUUUUAUAAAUAUUUCAACUUGAACUUUGUAAGGGUAAAUUAAAUUUAACAUGCUGACUUAUUACCUAUUAUCUAGCUGUAUUAAUACAAGAGAGUGUAUUGAUUUUGUGAUAGUUAUAAAAUAAAAAUCAAUUGCUUAAUAUAACUAAUAGUAAAUUAAUUAAGCAUAGAAUUAAGUAACAUCAGAUGUAAUGUCAUAUUGAGCAAUAAUACUCCAUACUGUCAAGAAAAUACUGACAUAAAACUGUUUUCAAAUAAUUAACUUGUAGUACUUGAAAAUGUAAUAAUUUACCAUUAAAGUUGUAACUAUAAUUUGGGUGUAUAUUUAAAUAAGUAAGACUUAUGAAACUGCUUAGUGUAUAUAUUCAAGAGAAGAUUAUUUAUUUAAGAGUUUAAUUAAUUGUAUUUACGUGUGUAUAUACGAGAAAUGCAGAAACUACACAAGCUCAUUCUUUGUGUGUUCAUAAAAACAAGUUUGGAAACACAUUGUUAGUGAUUAAUGGCUAGCUAAAACUUUUGCUCAAAUCUUAACUCUUCCUAUGAGUCCUAAUUAGCAUAAAAUUAAAUAUGGAUGAAACUUAACAAUAAAAAUGUCUAUCCUUACCAUGAACAAAAAAUGUAUAACCUACACCAUAUAUGUUAUCCAUUUAUUUUGCCUCUUUGAUAGUGUCCCCAACUUUACAGUACAACCUUAUUUCAUGGUGAAAUCUUUUUCUGGUCAUAAUUCACAAAGAAGUCUUUUACGGAUUUGUUUGUUUGAACUCUUCUCUAUUUUCACAUGAAGAAUGAGCCCCUGAAAAUUCUGCAUUUCCCUGUAAAGCACCCUGUAUACAGGUUGCUCAUAAGAAAUCCCUUCAGUGAUUUUAUAAUAUUUAGUUAAAUAGAAAUAAAGAAAUUUUUAAGGUAUUUUCUGAAAUGCUUAGUUUAUCAUCCACCUGUAAUAUGUUUUUAAAACCAAAAUUUAUUGCAUCAACAGUAUUGGAACUUGUUUUGCGUAUCAUGUGUGCACUUAAUUACACAUGUUACAAAUUAUGUUUACUAAAACAGUAGUCUUUAAGCAUCUCAUUUUUCAUUACUUACUAGUUUAGUUAUUAAAUUAUAAAAUAUAUAAUAUAUAAUAUAUAUAUAUAUAUUAUUCUAUUUAUUUUACAGUUUUAAUUUACAGUUUUUUAUAUAUUGCACAUUUUAUGUAAUUGUAAAUUAAAACUGUAAAAUAAAUUGAAUUUUUCUUAUUUAAAAGUAACAGAAAUUAUAAAAUUUGAAUUACGCCUAAGACUAUAUUCUCUUAAACAUUUUUUGUCGUAAUUUUUGUUAUAAAUCCUAAAACAUCUUCUUGAACAAAUUGUAAAAAGAAUGGGGUGAUAAAAACAGAGUAACCCCAUUAGCAUCAGUGAUGACAUCUUUAAUACUAAUCACCAACGUGUGGAGACUUACAACAGUGAUGUUUUAAAGUGCUGUGUAAACCACAUUAUGUCUUUUAUUGACUUUAAAUUGUAAAAACACACAUACGUCAUCAGCAUUGUAUGAUGUAUGAUGUACAUACGUUUUAGGGACUUAAUUUUGCAUGAAUAGUCCCAAAAUUCUUGAAGGGUUUUUUUUAUGAACCUCUUUUAUAUGAAAAGAAUUACUUUAGUUUUGAAAGUAAGCUGUUAUAUUAUUUGUAAUAAAUCGUAUUGUUGUAAUCAAUCCUUGUUAAA